AUGUUCUGCUGCUGCAAGGAGGCCGGCGGGGAGGAGGAGCUCACAGACACGAAGCUGAGGGAGGCGGCCCUGAUCAAGACGGCGGCCGCCAUGGACGAGGAGUCCAUCCCAGACCAGUUUGUGGUGACUCUGAGCAGCACGCCGGGCAUUUUGCUGGACGUGACUGACCCGGAGUGCACCAUCAUCAAGGAGAUCACGGACGGCGCCGCGGCGGAGUGGAACAAGACGGCGGGGGUGGGCAAGACGGUGCGCCCCUUCGACCGGGUCAUGGAGGUCAACGGGGUCCGCGGCACCAGCGUGCAACUUGCGAAGGCGCUGGGCGGCAGCGACUCUUUGAGCAUCACCCUGCAGCGCCCGGAGGAGCGGGUGGUGAAGUUGGAGCGCCCGGGGGAGAUCGGGGUGGUUUUGAACUACAAAAAGAUGGGCUCCAAGGCGCCCUGGAUCACCAAGAUCAGCGCGGGCCUGCUGACACAGUGGAACGAGAACUACCCGGAGCAGUCGGUGACCAUGCACGACCGCAUCAAAGAGGUGAACGGCACUGGGGGCAGCCCAGAGGAGCUGAUGUCCAUGAUCAAGGAGGCGAAGAAAACCUUGGACCUGCGUGUGUUUCACUAUGCCGUGUGA
Messenger RNA from Effrenium voratum, 624 nucleotides. NCBI's taxonomy places the organism in Eukaryota, Dinophyceae, Suessiales, Symbiodiniaceae. The record is from the annotation of a GenBank genome assembly.